Acromyrmex echinatior (Panamanian leafcutter ant) is the source of this 1303-nucleotide messenger RNA. RefSeq names its product BLOC-1 related complex subunit 5 (gene BORCS5). NCBI's taxonomy places the organism in Eukaryota, Metazoa, Arthropoda, Insecta, Hymenoptera, Formicidae. The record is from RefSeq and is a predicted model, not a curated record. Gene Ontology annotation, cellular component: BORC complex; cytoplasmic side of lysosomal membrane; synaptic vesicle membrane. Gene Ontology annotation, biological process: positive regulation of anterograde synaptic vesicle transport; organelle transport along microtubule; lysosome localization.
AAUAUAUUAUAUACCCAGAUAACAAAAUGCUAGUAGUAUGCUAACAAUAUAUCGACAAAUUCAGUCACAAUUGUAGAGCAAGUUCCUGUCCACUGUAUCUACUUUAAGCUUAGUUUUUGUCAUCAUGACUUGCUAAACAUAAUAUAACAACAGAAAUGCAUCAAAAAUGGAGCAUAUCUUGCCAUCAUAAUGAUGGCAGAAACAUGACAAAAACAGAACAUGACCUGUCAUACUAGUAGCAGAAACUAGUAGCAGAAACAGCAGAAAUCGAACAUGUGCUCUUACGACAUCAUAUCAGAAAUAUGAUGACUGCAGUUGCAAAUUUAGUGUGGCUAUGUUGUGGCGCCGAGCAUGUCUGGGCGUCGACGAUGACUAAUGGCGAAAGACAAUUGGCGGAGAAUCAUAAGUUUCAUGUUCUUCAAGUAAGCUCUAAGAAAAUGGGAUCCGAACAAAGUUCUCAAAAUAGUAACCAAAAUGCUAAUAAUGAAAAAAUAAGAACAAGUCAACUCAGACGUGGUAAAAGCGUUCCAAAUCGUGAAAGAAUACCAGAAGAUACUCCACCGAGAUGUACCAGUCCUGGCGCUAGCAUUUGCUCUGAUUCUGAUCUUCCAUAUAUUUCUUAUACAGUGAAUCGACCUAUUGGAGAUUCACCAAAGAUGACAAAUAAACAAUCACAAAUCUAUAGAGGAAAGAAUAUUGGAACUGGGGAAAUCUCAAGACGGAAGAAUAGUCUAGGCAUAACAAAUCAUAAUUUGCUCUCUUUCCAUGUUGAAAGUCACAAGAAGAUUAAUAUAUUGGACAAGACACACAGUAUCGUAGUGGUAAAGUCAGCUCAAAUAGAUCCUACAGCAGACAAAGAUCCUGAUAUAGUAAAACUACAAAGUAUUCCAAUGUUUCUACCAAUUAUGCGUGGCACAUUGAAUCUACCACCUGGUGUACGCGAUCCAGAGGUCCUUGAGAGGCUUGAUCCUGUUGGUCUGUUCAAUCUAUGUGCACGUUACCAACAUCAUCUAAAUACAAAUGCGCAGAUUAUAGCAGCAGAACAAGUUACUCUAUGUACUAGUAUGGAAACAGAAUUUGGCAAGGUAUUAAAUCUCGCUGUGGAUCGACAAAAGAAAUUCGUUAAAUUUACAGAACAGAUAAAUAAAGUGCACGAGCUUAGCCGUCAGCUAACUAGAUGUCACUCGCUUCUCAAUCAAACCCUUGAAAGUCUCGAAACGCUCAACAAUCUAUUACCAAUUGAAGAGAGGCUUGAGCCCUUUGUCUGGACUACAGGUUAAAUAUAUCCAAUAUAAGAAAGAAA